UAAUGAACAAAAUACCAAGAAAUUCACUAUAAUUAAAAUAUAAUAUUUUUGUCAAUAUUAUCCAUAACCAUCAUAAUGUGCUGUAAUCAGUGUAAUGUAAAUCAGUAUAUCGUAGCCUUUACUACAGUAAAGUAUAGUGUGAACUGUUAUUUUAUUUUUUAAAAAGGAAUUCUGACUCUGAUUCCGAGACAGAAAUUCUUGAAACGUCAAAAAGGAAGAAAGGUAUAAUAAACAGCGAAAAAUAUAAACGUAACAUUAUUAAAAAUGUGAAAGUACGAGGUGAAUCUUAUAUAAAUUACACUGGAAAAGAAAUUCAUGAAAAAUUACCAGCAACAAUAUGCACUCAUGACGUCGCUUUGGAAUAAAGCUCGAAGAUCGUUCUUAAACAGCAAUAUCACCUUUGCGGUUGUCCCAUGUGUGAAUAAGUCAUCAAUAAGAGAUAAUUUUCAUAGAAAAAAUACAGACGUAUGCGAGAGUACUGGAAAUUUUUGGAAUCAUGUCAAUCCAUGCCCAUUUUGUGGUCAUGAAGAUAGUCCAAUACCAGUAAGAAGUCAAAGAUCAAGUAGUGAUCCAACUGUAUCAAGUUUAUCAAGACUGCCUCCAAUUGAAAAUUCUAACCAAUUUGUAGCUCACAGAUCAGAUAUAGCCACAAUAACGAACAAUAAUUUGGUUAUUAAUGAGUCCAGAAAUUUGAAAAAAAAAUUACAAGUUGAGAUUAAACCACAAUAUCCAACUAGACAUGAAACAAGAGAAGACUUAUUACAAGAAGUUCGAAAAAGUCAUAAAAAUGAAAAUUUUAUUGCAAUUCAAAGAUUUUAUGAGAGAUCUUUCAAUUCAUUUGCUGAAAUUUGUGCACUGUUUAAGAUUAAUCCAAAUCAAUCUGGAGCUAAAUUAGAAGAUCCUGAAUUACAUUUAGAAUUUAUCUACUCAGUCCACGAUUCUCUUAAAGAUAUGCCGAACAUGAUCCAUAAAACAGUCUUGAAGUCUGUAAUUAAUGCAUUAUUAGAAAAGAAAAGAAGCCUAUAUGAAAAGGACGAGGUUAGAGCUCUAUAUGUACUUUUACAAUGUCCGAUUUUUGAAACUCGAUCUAGUGCUCCUAUUUUUGCUCAUUUACUCAAUCAUAUUGCACAUAUAAACAAAGAUGAUCAUCAAUUAUUGAUACACUGGUUCAGAAUAUUGGAGUUGGAAAAAUUAAAAACUUUAAUAAGGUACAUAAUGCAAUUUAUAACUUUGAGACAAUUUUCUCUGGGUGACAAAUCUUUACCGCCUAUUGGAAAAACACGUUGGUGGAUACCAUCAGCAACUAAAACGUUAGCUUUAAUAAAUGCUGCGAAUCGUCUUAGACCAGUAUUAUUUCAUUUUACUGAAUUAUAUAACUCGGCUUUAGAUCACAUUGAUCUUAUGAAUGAUUAUUACACCUGGCAAACAUAUGGCCCUAAUGAAUGUUUUGCCUAUUGUCAAUACCCAUUUAUUCUUAGCAUUAUUGCUAAAAGAGUUAUAUUGACUAAAGACUCUGAGCAACAAAUGAUACUUAAUGCCAGAAAAUCUUUAGUGUCUAAAGUUUCAAGAAGACAAACACCUAACAUUGAUAUUUUUUUCUUAAAUAUAAACGUCAGACGUUCACAUUUAGUGCAAGAUUCUUUAAAUGAGAUUGCAUUUAAGCAAAAGGAUUUAAAAAAAAAAUUGAAAGUGUCAUUUGCUGGUGAGCCAGGUUUGGAUAUGGGUGGUUUAACAAAAGAAUGGUUUUUACUUUUAAUACGUGAAAUUUUUGAUACGGAUUACGGAAUGUUCGUGUUUUAUCCCCAUUCUCAGUGUUACUGGUUUAGCACGAAUCAAACUGAUCAAACGAACCUAAGGGAAUAUAAUUUAAUUGGAGUACUAAUGGGUCUAGCUGUUUAUAAUUCUACCAUCUUAGAUUUGUGUUUUCCUGGAAUUUGUUACAGAAAACUGUUAUCCCCGCCAGUAAUACCAUCUAAUGAUAAUAACGUUGGAAUAGUACAAGAUCUUUCCUUGGACGAUUUAGAAGAAAUAAUGCCGGAUAUAGCUCAAAGCUUGCAAGAACUUUUAAAAUACGAAGGAAAUGUUGAAGAUGACAUGGGACUCACGUUUCAGGUUUCAUUAGAAGAAAAAAAUAAAAACACAGUGACAUACUCACUGAUACGGGAUGGUGAAAAUAUACCAGUAACAAAUGAUAACCGAGAAGAAUACGUAACUCUAUAUUUAAAUUGGUUUUUAAACCAUGCCAUAUAUGAACAAUUUAGAGCAUUUUAUUUUGGAUUUCAUAGUGUUUGUGCUUCUAACGCUCUAAUAAUGUUAAUGCCAGAAGAAGUUGAGCUACUUGUGUGUGGAACAAAAACGUUAAACUUACCAGAGUUACGAAAAGUAACUGAAUAUGAAGGAUACAAAUCGGAUGAAGAUUUCAUUAAAGAAUUUUGGAACGUCAUCAAUUCACUUACAGAUGUACAAAAAAGGAAAUUUUUACUAUUCGUUACUGGCAGUGACCGGAUUCCAGUUGGCGGUAUGGGAGACAUGAAUUUCAAAAUAAGUAAAGGGCCAAAUAAGCCUGAUUAUUUGCCUGAAGCUCAUACGUGUUUUAAUCAAUUAGUACUACCGCAGUACACUACUAGUGAAAAAAUUAAGGAUAAAUUACUCACUGCUAUAUUGAACACAGAAGGAUUCGGAUUAGAGUGAUAAAUUAAUUAAAAUUUUACUUGUAUUUUCAUAUAUUUCAAUAUAAACAAAAAGAUUAAAUAGUUGAAAAAAUAUAUAUUAAAAUAUAUAAAACAAAAUUAUAAAAUUGAUUUAAAAAAUGUAUACAGUCUUAUAAUGCAUAUAAUAAUUGACACUAAGCAGAAAAGAUACUGGAUGGACCUAUUGACUAAAAAUUGCAAGAUACAAAAAUCAACUUUUGCUCUUUUUUCAAAUUCAUGCUAUUGAAGAGAAUAUUAAAAUAAAAAAUAUAGUUUAUGUUUCAUAUUUGUCACAAUUAUUAAAAAUGUCAAAGAAUUUUUUAUAUUUCUUCUGUAUUGUCAAAAUUGACCAUAUAAAGAAACUUAUGUAGAAAAUGUAGAUAUUUU
Daktulosphaira vitifoliae (grape phylloxera) is the source of this 3077-nucleotide messenger RNA. Its product is annotated as probable E3 ubiquitin-protein ligase HECTD2. The record is from RefSeq and is a predicted model, not a curated record. Gene Ontology annotation, biological process: protein polyubiquitination. The transcript is spliced from 15 exons. Gene Ontology annotation, molecular function: ubiquitin protein ligase activity. Lineage: Eukaryota; Metazoa; Arthropoda; Insecta; Hemiptera; Phylloxeridae. The coding region runs from base 316 to 2691 and encodes 791 amino acids.